AUGGUUGAACAGUAUAUAGAGCCAGUUAAACGUCUAAGAACGGAGGCGGAUUUAGACAAAUUUGAAAAGUCCGAAACUUUUGGCAAUAUUUUGAACUUUGUCAUUCGACUUGCAACCUCAGUCCAUGGUUUAGAACUUACAGACAAAAGCAUACCUGUCGAUAGUAAAAUAGAUGGCGUCUUAAAGUUGUUUGAUGAGAUCGAUCAAAUUUCAGAGGCCCAUCCUAUUAAAACAGAGACUACAAGCCGAUUUGGUAAAGUUGAAUUCAAAGAUUUCUUCGAUGAAUUGAGAGAGAAAGCAACAGAUUUGAUACAUGAGCACUUGCAGCUACAUUAUGAUUCGAACAAUGAUUACGCAACUGAACUUCGAGUGUAUUUAAUCAAUUCAUUCGGUGAUCGGGAAAGAAUCGAUUAUGGUUCAGGACAUGAACUUAACUUCCUUUGCUUUUUAUACUCUCUUGAUCAUCUUUCCUACUUCCAAUCCAGAGAUUAUGACAAGUCCAUAGUAUUGAAAUUAUUUGCAAGAUAUAUGAAGACAAUGAGAGCAUUGGAACUGAAAUAUUGGCUUGAACCCGCGGGAUCUCACGGAGUUUGGGGUUUGGAUGAUUUCCAUUUUCUCCCAUUUCUUUUCGGAGCAGCACAACUUUCCCCAUUUAGAAGGCCAAGACCUUUGAGCAUUCACAAUAAGGAUUAUGUUGCGGAGUUUAAGGACAAGUAUCUAUACUUUAGUUGUGUUGAUUUCAUCAACAAGACUAAGACAGGUGCCGUUUCUUUGAGAGAAAGCUCCCCGAUGCUUGAUGACAUAAGUGGAGUCAAGACAUGGAAGAAAAUCGAGGAAGGUAUGAUAAAAAUGUACAAGGCCGAGGUUCUGUCGAAAUUACCUGUUGUUCAACACUUUUUCUUCGGUACAAUACUUCCAUGCCCAGAUGGAGUGCCUCCACACUCUGAAGAGGAAUGUGUUCACACACAUGAAAUACACUCAACAUGGGGUGAUUUUUGUGGUAUAAAGAUUCCAAGUGCAGCUGCUGCAAGUCUUGCAGAACGUAAUAAGCAUCAGGCGCAUUCAAUUGCCCAGUAG
This is a messenger RNA of Brettanomyces bruxellensis, 1077 nucleotides long. RefSeq lists its product as uncharacterized. NCBI's taxonomy places the organism in Eukaryota, Fungi, Ascomycota, Pichiomycetes, Pichiales, Pichiaceae. The record is from RefSeq and is a predicted model, not a curated record. The coding region runs from base 1 to 1077 and encodes 358 amino acids. The transcript has a single exon. Gene Ontology annotation, molecular function: protein tyrosine phosphatase activator activity; peptidyl-prolyl cis-trans isomerase activity. Gene Ontology annotation, biological process: mitotic spindle organization. Gene Ontology annotation, cellular component: protein phosphatase type 2A complex; nucleus; cytoplasm.